This is a messenger RNA of Cucumis melo (muskmelon), 1133 nucleotides long. RefSeq lists its product as uncharacterized. NCBI's taxonomy places the organism in Eukaryota, Viridiplantae, Streptophyta, Magnoliopsida, Cucurbitales, Cucurbitaceae. The record is from RefSeq and is a predicted model, not a curated record. Bases 109 to 915 code for a protein of 268 amino acids. The transcript has 6 exons.
UAUAUUUUAUCCCCGAAUUUGGAAAUCAAAUCAUUAUCCGUUGGAGUUCCGUAGAAGAGAACGCUGCCGCAACAAAACUACGCAAUUAUUGAAGCAAGGUUUGUACAGAUGAAGGGCGGCCAUGGCGCUCUGGAGGUGGCCAAGACGGUCAUCGAGGUCGCAGAUGUGGCUUGGUCGGCGAUUGAGUGUUGCCAUCACCAUAAACCCAGCCAUGAUUCCGCUGAGCGCAUUCUUACAGAGGAAGAAGAACUUGAUGCUCUGCGAUCUGAGAAUCGGAGAUUGAGGAAGUUGCUUGAACAAAAUCUCGACCUCCUUCAGAACAUUUCUGAAUCUCACUGUUUGCUCAAGGAUUUCCCUCCCGAUUUGUACGCUCGUCUCGUUGCGACAGUGGAUUCUGAGAAGUUCUUAAAUGAAAUUAAAUCCCUCAACGAAGCAUCAAAAGAUGGAAUUAGCUAUGAAUUUCCUUUCAGGGAAGCUACAGGAGCUGAUUCGCACACAGCUGACAUUCUUGUGAAUGUUAGCCGUGAAGCACCCAGUUGGUGGGUAUGGGUUACUGAAGAUAUGGUCCCGAACAAAGUUGAGGAAUGGAGUGGAAUUGAUGAUGAAAAUUAUGUGAUUGUAUCUGAAGAACAUGUGGUGGAUGCAGUUGCCCACUUUAUGGCUAGAUGUAUUAUGUCAAACCCAAAAACCCGGAAUAUAUCACCUGAGGAGCUGCAGAAAACAAUAGCUAAGGCACUUGAUGGUAUGGGCAGCAAAGUGGAGAAGAUGUUUGAAAUUUGGCAUGCUGGGCUGCUGUUUUAUUCCUUAGCCACUUGGGGGCUUGCACUGGCCGGCUUGUACAAGGGCCGGGCUAUAUUGAAACUGGCUGCCGCUGGUGUUCACCAUACGAGCAAAGUGGUAAUGAAGGUGCUCUGAAGAAGCUAAUGAUAUUCAUCAAAUGUAUAAUACCGCUUGGGGUUCAUUUUUCUUUCUAUCAAGUGAUGUAAAUAACUUUUAAUAUUUCCUAUGGUAUUGUUUUUUUCUUUUUUCUUCCUUUUGGUGAUUUGUUCUUUUGCAUUGUGUUGAUUACUAUUAAAAUUGUAAAUCUUGUACAGUUGCUUCAUUCCAGUUAUACAUUAUGUUAUUAAAAGUUA